Molecule: messenger RNA, 1786 nt
Organism: Rubroshorea leprosula
Lineage: Eukaryota; Viridiplantae; Streptophyta; Magnoliopsida; Malvales; Dipterocarpaceae
Source: the annotation of a GenBank genome assembly
AUCCAACAGAAGAGACGCCGCGGAAGAGAAGGUGAAAUGAGAAGAGUGAAAAGGACGGCCGCAAAUUGUUUGAAUUGACGGGUUGGGAAGAGGAACUAUUAACCUUUGUGUUACAUUAGAUUAGAUCACUCUUCCCAAUUCCGUCAAUUCAGAUGAUUUCCGGUCCCCCCCUCCCUUUCCUUUUUACCUCUGUUUUCGAUAAUGUCUCCCAUUUUUUGCCGUGUAAGUGAUCUCAUUCUCAGAUGUGAAUCCCUUUAACCUUUUUUUAUAAUCUGGACCCUAAAAUAGGGACGCUUGGACGUGAGUCCAAUAUCAUGGACUCUUUGUUUAGGGUUAGUGUUUUACUGUUUAGAAUAUUUACGGUUCAAAAUAAUUUAAAUUGUAAAAUACUUUUUCAAUUUGUUUAUAUCAGAUUGCUUGUGGGUUUCUUUUUUCAAUCAUAUAUUUGCAUAAAUUUUGUAAUUUUAAAAUGAUAACGACACACAUCGUUGUGGGUUCCAUUUUGGAUGUACUCAUCAUGUCAUGAACUGAAUUUUUUAGUUCUCAUUUAAAAAAAUCAAAGAUGUGGUUUUUUAGCAUGAACAGACAAAAAAAAAAAAUUGAAAUUUUGGAUUCACUGUUUUAAUAAUGUUAACUGUUAAAAUCUCAAACCUGUAUACCAAAAUUGUAUUGGUGGGAAUCAACAAGUUCUUGUUGGUAUUUGUCAUCACUGUUCUUUCCAAUCCUGCACAACAUCGUGACGAACAAAUUUUCAAAAGUAUGUGUAAAAAUAUUUAUAGUUCUGUGUAAAAGGUGAUCGUUCAAGGUUCCAGCUUUGCGUAAGGAUUUAUGAUCAAGGCAAAGUUUCUAUUCUUAUAUAGAAAAAGUGACAAAGUUUGAAUCUUUUAUCUAAAUCUUUUCUCUCAAAGUUCAGCUCAGCUCUGUAGUGUGUUCUUAGAUUUGCAGAGGUAUAUGGUCAAUAUCUGAACUUUUUCUUUUACACUUUAUAGUUUUGAAUGAACUAGGGGAAUUGAAGGAAAAGUGAACCUGUUACUGGGCCAGGGAGGCUAGAUGCUUUAAUGCUUUGAUGUUAAAUCAUAGAUCAUGCUUGUUAUAUAGAUAUAUCUGAUAUUUACAUAACUUUCUCAUCUCUGUUAUGUGGCCUUUACACGAGCUUUUCAAUCACUAGAAUAUUUCAUCAAUUCUAUUAACAUUCUGUUUAACCGCAUCCUUCUUCUUUAUUUUCUAUUGUUUUACCUAUGGUGCUGGUGGGAGCUGCCGAGAUGCUUAACUUCUGCCUGUUCAUCCCUUUUUUCUGGGAACAAAUGUCUGUUCUACUUAGAAUACAACAAUUUUCAUGCUCAAUGUGGGUUAUUCUUGGGGUAUAGAUUGGGUACAUCUGAUGAACUGCGCUGCUCUACUAGCACUUUUUUUCUUGCUAGCAAGACUAGGACAAUUUUGUACGUAUAGUUUUUUUAAAACAAGAUUUAUGUCUUUUUACAUGGAGUGAUUCUGGUUAUUAAUCAGCCCUUGUUUUGUUUCAUGCUUCUGCGAUUGUGCAACAAGGUUGUUGAUUGCAGCCAUGACAGCAAAGCUACGCAUGUCCGGCGAGCUUUUGAAGUUGCAGCUCGGUGAAGUAAAGCAAUGAAACAAUGCUAUUUUGGUUUUGUUAUCUUUUGAAUGUUAUUUAGGUAAUAUGUUGUUGGUUUCAAAUUUUAGUUUGAAUUGAUAUGUUGUCUUUUUUCGUUGUUUAUUGAUAUGUAAGACCAUUGAAAACAAGACAUGGCAGCACAUAAAUUCUGAUAGC